Molecule: messenger RNA, 2939 nt
Organism: Nematostella vectensis (starlet sea anemone)
Lineage: Eukaryota; Metazoa; Cnidaria; Anthozoa; Actiniaria; Edwardsiidae
Product: DDB1- and CUL4-associated factor 11
Exons: 20
Coding region: 229-1896 (555 amino acids)
Biological process (GO): proteasome-mediated ubiquitin-dependent protein catabolic process
Cellular component (GO): Cul4-RING E3 ubiquitin ligase complex
Molecular function (GO): protein binding
Source: RefSeq, a predicted model, not a curated record
CUCUGAUAAAUGUAGUUUUUAAUAGGCUAUGUUGGAAUUUUAUCCAAUUUUAAGGGUUUUUUUACCUCACUUAGUCUCGGAACAACGGCUAUCUUAAAUAGAAUGAUAACAUAGGAUUACGUUUUGAGUUUAUUUUUAAGUAGUAUUUGUUUCUAGGUUCGUUUAUGGUCGUUGUUAUUGUUGAAUGUUUUGUGGUGACCUGUCGUUCGAUAGAAGUUUGUUGUGCUGAUGGGAAGCAGGAAUACUCGAUCAUCUCAGGAAAACACGAUAGAAACAAGUAGUAAUCAGAUGGAUCAUUCGUCGGACGAGGAGCCAGACCUGGCCAGGGUGCUCUCCCACCUUCUAAGAACGGGCCAAGUCCAGCUGAUCCGGACUAAUUCAGGAGAUGGGGGGCGCAUCCAUAUUGUCCAUGGAUUCCAAGAUAGUGAUGUAGAUGAUAGCGAUGAUGAUGAUGAUGAUGGGCUAUUGUGGCAUACAGAUUUGCUCAGUUCUAGACAAAGACAACCACCCCCUGAAGUGACUCCAGACACUAGCAAGCUGAAGGAAAGCCAUAUUAUGCAGCAAAUACAUCUGUCAAGUGGGGAGUCUCUGAAAAAGACAAAUGUUGCUUCAAAACUGAAAAUGAGAGAAACUGGUAUCAGGCAUAUCAGGCAACAGCCAAAUUUUUCACCAGGAGAUUGUGCUAUGGUCAGUUCAGAGUAUUUGCCCAAUACAAUGACAGUCAAAGCCAAGUACAGGCAAAAGGCAUUUUGUGGCACUUAUUCUAGAGACGGGACAGUGUUUCUCUCUGCCUGUCAAGAUGAAGUCAUACGACUGUAUGAUACUACUAAGGGCCAGUUCAAGAAGUUUCACAGCAUUCAAGCAAGGGAUAUUGGUUGGAGUAUUAUAGACACUGCUUUCAGCCCUGAUCAGCAGUAUUUCAUCUAUUCAAGUUGGUCUGAUUAUGUUCAUCUUUGUAACAUCUAUGGGGACUACAACACACAUGUGGCCCUGGAUCUCAGGCCCGAGGUGUCACGGUUCUGUGCCUUUUCCAUCACAUUUUCACAUGAUAACACAGAAAUACUUGCAGGCGGGAAUGAUGCAUGUUUGUACAUCUAUGACAGAGGGUCUGAACAGCGAACUUUAAGGAUUGAAGGUCAUGAGGACGAUCUAGGGUCUGUACGAUUCGCUGAUCCUGGAUCACAGAUAUUCUACAGUGCAGGAGACGAUGGCUUAUGCAAGGUAUGGGAUCGGCGAACUCUCAACGAGACCAACCCUUGCCCUGUUGGGGUCCUGUCCGGUCAUGCAGACGGCAUCACAUGCAUAGCCUCAAAGGGUGAUGGCCGGCACCUUAUCACAAACUCCAAGGAUCAAACCAUCAAGCUCUGGGACAUCAGGAAGUUUUCGGACAACGACGGGAUAGUGGCAACAAAGCGAGCUGUUGCCAGUCAACGAUGGGACUACAGAUGGCAGAAAGCACCCAGGAAAAGUCUAAAGCCCAGAACUCUUGCUGGGGACGUGUCAUUGAUGACGUACCGAGGUCAUAGUGUCCUCAACACUCUCAUUCGCUGCUACUUCUCUCCAGAUCACACUACCGGCCAGAGAUAUAUCUACACAGGUUGCUCUACCGGUAGUGUUGUCAUUUAUGACAUCCUGACAGGAGAGGUCAAAGCGCGACUCACCGGUCAUAAUUCCUGCGUGAGAGAUGUGUCAUGGCAUCCUUAUGAGAACAAAAUCGUCAGCUCUUCUUGGGACGGUAUGGUCGGCCUGUGGCAGUACGAAUGCAGUGAUGAUCCCGUAGACAUCGAACUGCCGCCGGACUCUCCUGAGACACCGCCGAACCUCCCUCAGCCCCCGAAGAGACGGUCCCGACGGCUUCAAGUGGUAAGACGAUCCGCGGGCAAUGACAGUCAGUAACUAUUCGACUUAAAUCUCAAACGCCCCGAGCUCUCAGGAAACACCGCCGAACUUCCCUCAGCCCCCGAAGAGACGGUCGCGACGGCUUCAAGUGGCAAGACGAUCCGCGGGCAAUGACGGUCAAUAACUAAUCGACAGGCCCGUAGCCAGGGAGGGGGGGGGGGUGGGGUUCGGGGGGUUCAGACGGAGAAACGUUCUGUAGAAACAAACGCCCCCCCCCCCCCUCGCCGAAAAUCCUGGAUACGGGCCUGAAACUGAAUCCUAAACGCCCCGAGCUGUCCCGAAACACCGCCGUACAUUCCAGUGCUUUAAACAUCGUCAGGAGUACCCUGGUAAAAUCGGUAACGUCCUGUGCCCGGAAACGAUUGCUUAGCAAAAUUUGGGGUAGGGAAAAGAGGAUACUGCUUAUACACAAAUACGAAGGGGUUAUAACCCCCCUUACGUCUGUAUAUAAGCAUUAGGAGUUUUUAACUUUCAUAUUCUAUUAGUAGGUGAUUUGUAUUUUAUUUUUUACGGUGUGAUGGUCUUGUGAGUUAGAUUGGUUCAAAUUUGUCAAUUGUAGAAAAGGAAGUCGUUAUGUUUUAGCUAACCAUUAGGUCCUAUGGUUUGGGGGGGGGGGGGGGGGGCAAAGAUAAUAUGGACAUUUUGAAUAUUGUCUUGUUGGAAAACUCAUGCCGUCAAACCUCUUGCCAUUCAGAAAUUACCUGAGCUGAGCAGUGGCGGAUCCAGGAUUUCAAAAUGGGGGGUGGAUAAUGGUCGGAUAGACGGCAUAUAACUGAUCCAGUGGUUCUGGGUAGGUCACUUCAUAGAUCUUACGAUACUUCACGCUGAAUUGGAUUUUUCGCGUCAGCAAAGUCAAGCAGGCGGACUGUACCUUACGUCCCUCAGGCAUUUAUGUUUUUCGAACAGUGACUUUUCAGUUUUUUUACUCAAAAAGUGGGGUGGGUAUCCACCCAGUCUACCUCCCCUGUAUCCGCCCCUGCUGAAUGGCUUGUUGGUACUGACUGUAAAUAUGGCAAAAUAAAAGAUUUCGAAUGAGCCAA